AUGGCGUCUCCUAUUUCGAAUCCAUCGUCUUCAUGGAGUUCUCCACAAACUCCUACCCCUCCCAAACGUAUAAGAAAAAAAACGAGUCUUGUAUGGAAUUAUUUUACCGAGAAAAAUGGAGGUGGAGUAGAAUGUGUGCUAUGUCAGCGUUCAAUGGAUAAUAAUUCAAAUUCAACAACAUCGAUGCUAUUUCAUCUAUCCGUCGCUCAUCUACCU
Molecule: messenger RNA, 216 nt
Organism: Didymodactylos carnosus
Lineage: Eukaryota; Metazoa; Rotifera; Eurotatoria; Philodinida; Philodinidae
Source: the annotation of a GenBank genome assembly